GCAAGACGUCGCGCUUGUCUUUCAGACCGCGACAAAGUCACGAGCCCAACUAAACCGCUCCUAAGCUACCGCCCAUCAUGUCCAAAAAAGAAUCGGCAUACGGCCAGGCGGCCGGCGACACCGACUUCCGCAAAAAAUACGACCUCGACGAGUAUGCGGCCAAAGCAAAGGACCGCGAAGCCGCCGAGAAGGAGGAGCGCAAGGCGCGAUGGGAGGCCAAGAUGGCGGGCAAGAAAUACUACAAGCCGAUGGACGGGAGCGAGACGCUCACGACGGCGCGCAACGCGACGCAGGACUUCAGCAAGCUGGUCGGGACGUCCACGCUCGUGCCGGCGGGCGCGGGCGUCGGCAAGCGCGGCCGCGGCGCCGGCUUCUACUGCGAGGCCUGCGACCUGACCUUCAAGGACAACCUGCAGUGGAUCGAGCACACCAACAGCAUGCAGCACCAGCGGAGCAUCGGCGCCACGGGCGAGGUGCGCAAGGCCACCGCGGAGGAGGUCCACGCGCGCAUCGAGGCGCUGUGGGAGAGGGAGCAGGAGCGCAAGAGGGAGCAGGUCGUCUCGCUUGCCGAGAGGUUGGAAGUGCGCAAGGAGGAGGAGGAGAAGGAGAGGGAGGAGAAGAGGCGGAAACGGAAGGAGGCGGAGGAGCGGAAGAGGUUGGAGAAGGAGGCUGCGGUGAAGGUCAAGACGGAGUAUGGCGAGGAUGUCCGGAUCGAGGGCGAACAUGACGAGGACGACAUGAUGGCCGCCAUGGGUUUCACUGGAUUCGGGGCCACGAAAAAGUAGGACUAUCGAUCGGGCAAAUUUUGGUUAUUGCUUUUGCGGAUAAAAGGUCGCAUUGUUCUUAUGUGGCGAAGAUACCAACCAUAGGGCGGCGUUUGGAGUUCAUUUUGGAUGGUUGCAUCUCUCGCGACAGGAUGUAGGCGAGAACCGAAAACACCACAUGGCACGAAAACA
Chaetomium fimeti is the source of this 956-nucleotide messenger RNA. RefSeq lists its product as uncharacterized. The transcript has a single exon. Bases 78 to 785 code for a protein of 235 amino acids. Gene Ontology annotation, cellular component: spliceosomal complex; U4/U6 x U5 tri-snRNP complex. NCBI's taxonomy places the organism in Eukaryota, Fungi, Ascomycota, Sordariomycetes, Sordariales, Chaetomiaceae. Gene Ontology annotation, biological process: mRNA splicing, via spliceosome. The record is from RefSeq and is a predicted model, not a curated record.